AGCAGUCGUUUCGCGAGCUGUCAGCGCGGGCGCGAGCGCGCGGGGCGCGGGGUGGGCGCGGCCGAGCGGGUCCCCGAGCCGGUCCCCAGCCCGGCCCGAGACCCCGGGCCUCCCGCGCCACCCGCUCCGGUCUCGGAGGCCCGCGCCGCCCGCCUCGCCCCGCACUCGCCGCCUCGCCGCCCUCCUCUCCUCGCUCUCCGGCCAGUCGGGCGGGCCCCCGAGACCCCGUCGGGUCGAGGCUAGUGGCAGGCGGGCGGUCAGGCCCGGGUCCCGGCCUCCUCGCCAUGUCCUCGGCCCGCGACGUCGGCAGCCGCUUCCCGCUGCACCUCCUGGUCUGGAACAACGACUACCGGCAGCUGGAGAAGGAGCUGCGGGGCCAGAAUGCAGAGGCCCUGGACCCACGGGGUCGGACGUUACUGCACCUUGCGGUUUCUUUGGGGCAUUUGGAAUCUGCUCGAGUCUUGCUGCGACAUAAAGCAGAUGUGACCAAAGAAAACGGCCAGGGAUGGACAGUUUUACAUGAAGCUGUGAGCACAGGCGAUCCCGAGAUGGUGCACACGGUCCUGCAACACCGAGACUACCACAACACAUCCAUGGCCCUCGGAGGUGUGCCUGAGCUGCUGCACAGAAUUCUUGAGGCCCCGGAUUUCUAUGUGCAGAUGAAGUGGGAGUUCACCAGCUGGGUGCCCUUGGUCUCUAGAAUAUGCCCAAAUGAUGUCUGUCGUAUUUGGAAGAGUGGUGCCAAGCUGCGAGUAGACAUCACCCUGCUGGGGUUCGAGAACAUGAGCUGGAUAAGAGGGAGACGCAGUUUCAUAUUUAAGGGAGGAGACAACUGGGCGGAGCUGAUGGAAGUCAACCACGAUGACCGAGUGGUCACCACCGAACACUUCGAUCUUUCCCAAGAAAUGGAGCGCCUCACACUGGACCUGAUGAAGCCAAAGAGCAGGGAGGUUGAGAGGCGGCUCACCAGCCCCGUUAUCAACACCAGCCUUGAUACUAAAAACAUUGCCUUUGAAAGAACUAAAUCCGGAUUCUGGGGCUGGAGGACAGAUAAAGCAGAAGUUGUUAAUGGUUACGAAGCAAAGGUUUACACAGUCAACAAUGUGAGUGUGAUAACCAAAAUACGCACAGAGCACCUGACAGAGGAGGAAAAGAAGAGAUAUAAAGAGGACCGGAGCCCACUGGAGUCCCUGCUUGGAACUGUGGAACAUCAGUUUGGUGCUCAAGGGGACCUCACAACGGAGUGUGCCACUGUGAAUAACCCCACAGCCAUCACACCUGACGAGUACUUUGAUGAAGACUUUGAUCUGAAAGACAGGGACAUCGGAAGGCCAAAGGAGCUGACGAUUAGAACACAAAAGUUUAAAGCUACUCUGUGGAUGUGCGAAGAGUUCCCACUCUCCCUCGGGGAGCAGGUCAUUCCCAUCAUUGACCUCAUGGCUCGGACCAGCGCUCAUUUUGCAAGAUUGAGGGAUUUCAUCAAACUGGACUUCCCUCCUGGAUUUCCUGUAAAAAUAGAAAUCCCCUUAUUCCAUGUUUUAAACGCACGGAUUACAUUUGGAAAUGUUAAUGGCUGUAGCACUGCUGAAGAGAGUCCGAGUGCGGAAGGGACCCAGGCCGAUCCAGCUUCCGAGGUCACAAACUUCGAGGUUGAUCAGUCUGUGUUUGAAAUCCCUGAAUCUUAUCACGUUCAAGACAAUGGCAGAAACGUGCACCUGCAAGAUGAGGACUAUGAAAUCAUGCAGUUUGCCAUCCAGCAGAGCCUGCUGGAGUCCAGCAGGAGCCAGGAACUUUCAGGACCAGCAUCAAAUGGUGGGGUCAGCCACGCACACAGCUAUGAAGCCCAGUAUGAGAGGGCCAUCCAGGAGAGCCUCCUAACCAACAUGGGAGGCCUGUGCCCCGGGGCCCUCAGUGAGUCGAGCCGUUUCGAUAGUGACCUGCAGCUGGCCAUGGAGCUGUCUGCCAAAGAGCUGGCAGAACAGGAGCUAAGGCUCCAGGAGGAAGAGGCCGAACUCCAGCAAGUCUUACAGCUGUCACUCACAGAGAAAUAGACAUUACUGCCUAGAGCAGAGGCUCUGGGCUGCACAGAGUGCUGUGUCACUGAGACCCUGGGGCAAAGGCCUGCACUUCCUGAAGACAGCAGCUGCCCUUUCCUUAUGUAGAGGUGCAGACCAGGGACUCCCCAGAGUGGAGAAGCAGGCACCAGCAGGCCCACCUCCAUGCUGAGGGAGGAGAGCAUCGUCACCUUCCAUUAGCUGUCCUGGCUUGCAGGUCACAUUUUUACUACCAGCUCUAGACAGAACCGCCAAGCCCUGCAGGCUAGUAGAUGCAUCGCCGUCAGAAGUGGCAGCAAGCGUCACUGCAGUUGGUGCUUUUCUACAGGAGAGCAGCAGCCUUUGUAGAGUGGGUAAGAACCUGAGACCUUCCUGUUCACCAAAGAAACGGGUUAUGCUGACCUCUUUACUUUCCCCUCCCUGUAGGGUUCCUACGCCAUUGCCAUCACACCUCCUCAUUGCCAUCUUGUUCCAUGCCUUUACCCCCGCUAAGAGGAUAUGUACAGGAUCUAUUUUAGAUUAUGGCUAACUAUUUGCAUCAAAUUAAGAUAUACAAAUGACCACGGAUGUUGCCUUAGCCUUAAAAAUUACUACUAGUUUUAAACCACCUCACUCCAUACAUUGAGGACCUGAUUUGAAUCCAUAAAGGCAAUUCCUUUGGGAGCAUCCUCCAGGCUAAACCGAAGGCAGCUAAACCUGUCCUUGGAGGAGCAGCUAGGGGAAACCAUGGCUGGUUCUCAAAGUAGGCAAGCUCACCAGACCACUGGACGAGCAGAGAGCCUAGCACCGUGUGCCUGCUCCCUUGAAGGCUUUCCAGCCUGGGGAGAGCCAGCUGCAUGGCCUUAGGACAGGACACGCUUGAAACCAGAAAGGGAGCUAACAUGGAGCAGAAGCUCUUCCUCCAAAAGAGAAGCGAUGACUCCACAUUGCUUUUUAGAGUUCAAAUCGACAUCUUUCUGGAUAAAUAUAUUUUUUAACAGAAUCUUUUUAUUAUUUUUAAAAGAUAGAGAACUGACUACUCCCAUCAGUAGCAAUACAAGGUUAUACAUUUUAACCAGACUUUCUCAGGCCUUUUUUGGAUACCUUUAGUAGUUAACUAUUUUGUCUAACCCUCCUGUAAAUACCUACGCUUAACAGACCCACCCAAGGGGAGCACAGCCAAGGGUCCCUGACACCUCUCAUCUGGCGUAGGCAUUCACCCCCACAGGCUGUGCUAAUCACGUGGUAAACAGUACCUUCCUCUGUUUCCCCGUUAGGCUUCUUUUGGGAUAGGAAGAUAAUCCACUGUUCCCAGGAAUGUCUGUUUGAUACAGUCAGUGUUGCCAGUAAAAUGUUCUUAGACACAAUGAAUUGUGAUUUUAAUUCCUCAUAAUCAUCUACCUUUUUCUGUGAUGGUCUGACCAAAAAUUCCUUCCCUGCGCAUAAAGCCAGUGUGGACAUCACAUCUGUUUCAUACUCAGCUUCAUGGUCUGUUUACUUGACGUUUGCCAGGAGCAAACACUUCUGGGAAUGGCUGCAGUUGGGCCGAGCCUACUCAAUAAGGGCAAUCCUAGGUAGCCCCCGUGUCUGCGUCCAUUGCUCUGUGAUUGUCCCCAGAAGUCACUUAAAAAGGGACUGAGCACCGCAUCAACCUGCUGCAGCUUUCCCCAUGUGUUCUCUCUUAAAACGAAAAUAAAUACGCUUCCAUAGAGGGUGCUCACAGUGCCCCGACAGCCUGA
This is a messenger RNA of Psammomys obesus (fat sand rat), 3772 nucleotides long. It is a transcript of the gene Ankrd13a, whose product is annotated as ankyrin repeat domain 13A. The record is from RefSeq and is a predicted model, not a curated record. Gene Ontology annotation, molecular function: protein binding. Gene Ontology annotation, cellular component: cytoplasm. The coding region runs from base 285 to 2051 and encodes 588 amino acids. NCBI's taxonomy places the organism in Eukaryota, Metazoa, Chordata, Mammalia, Rodentia, Muridae. The transcript has 15 exons.